Molecule: messenger RNA, 1138 nt
Organism: Neltuma alba
Lineage: Eukaryota; Viridiplantae; Streptophyta; Magnoliopsida; Fabales; Fabaceae
Product: 40S ribosomal protein S3a
Exons: 6
Coding region: 75-860 (261 amino acids)
Biological process (GO): translation
Cellular component (GO): ribosome
Molecular function (GO): structural constituent of ribosome
Source: RefSeq, a predicted model, not a curated record
GUUAUCUUCCCCGCUGAGUUUUGCCCUGAAUUCGGCUGUCGGCUGCAUAGCAGAAGAAGCUCCAGUCAUCGAACAUGGCUGUAGGUAAAAACAAGAGGAUCUCCAAGGGCAAGAAGGGUGGCAAGAAGAAGGCAGCGGAUCCCUUUGCUAAGAAGGACUGGUAUGAUAUUAAAGCCCCUUCUGUUUUCAAAGAGAAGAAUGUGGGCAAGACCCUCGUUACUCGCACGCAGGGGACCAAGAUUGCUUCUGAAGGACUUAAACAUCGAGUGUUUGAAGUUUCAUUGGCUGAUCUCCAACGUGAUGAGGACCAUGCCUAUAGGAAGAUUAGGUUGAGAGCUGAGGAUGUUCAAGGGAAGAACGUUCUGACAAAUUUCUGGGGAAUGAAUUUUACAACUGACAAGUUGAGGUCAUUGGUGCGGAAAUGGCAAACUUUAAUAGAAGCUCAUGUGGAUGUGAAAACCACUGAUAAUUACACGUUGAGGAUGUUCUGCAUUGGAUUUACAAAGAGACGUGCAAACCAGGUGAAGAGGACCUGCUAUGCUCAAUCAAGCCAGAUUAGACAGAUCCGCCGGAAGAUGAGGGAGAUCAUGACAAAAGAGGCUACGUCCUGUGAUUUGAAAGAGCUGGUUAGCAAGUUCAUUCCAGAGAUGAUCGGCAAAGAGAUUGAAAGGGCAACGUCUAGCAUUUACCCUCUGCAAAAUGUGUUCAUUAGAAAAGUCAAGAUUUUGAAAGCUCCCAAAUUUGAUCUCGGAAAACUGAUGGAGGUUCACGGUGAUCAUACGGAAGAUCUUGGUGUGAAGGUAGACAGACCUGCAGAUGAAACAAUGACUGAGGAGCCCCAAGAAAUUGUCGGAGCUUGAUUGAAUGGGGAAUGCUUCUUUAAUUUAGGCGAUCAGCUACUUUUCUUCUCUGAGACAAAUUAGGCAUCAUGCAAAUGUUCCUAUCUCAAGCUGAGUGAAGCAUCUUUUUUUCGUUUUUCACGUUGAGAACAAGUGGUGUUCACAGUUGACGUCUGCAUUCAUUGUUUUUCUUUUGCUAUAGUGAAGUUUGCACUCUUGGAAGAUGGCUAUUCAUCUGAAUUUUAUGGACAUGCUAUAUUACUCGAUGUUGUUUUAUAAGGUAAGUUACAUUUUGUUGA